Messenger RNA from Cannabis sativa, 1513 nucleotides. RefSeq names its product WD repeat-containing protein 55. Bases 235 to 1275 code for a protein of 346 amino acids. NCBI's taxonomy places the organism in Eukaryota, Viridiplantae, Streptophyta, Magnoliopsida, Rosales, Cannabaceae. Gene Ontology annotation, molecular function: protein binding. The transcript is spliced from 16 exons. The record is from RefSeq and is a predicted model, not a curated record.
CCCAUUAAGUAGCCCAGCCCAAUAUUCCGUUUGAAGCGAUAAAACCUAAUAAAACCCCAACACACUCUUUCUCUCUCUUCCUCAACUCGGCCAUUCAUUCCUCUCUGCUCGUCUUCUUCAUCGUCUUCCAAUUUUAUUAGUUAUGUGUUUGGAACAUGAUAAAAUCCCAAAUAUGAGAAAUUUGUGAGUGUCAAAUUCACAAUUUGUGAUUCCCAGAACUCUCAAUCUGAAGACAUGGAGAUUAAUUUGGGGUCAUUGCCAUUUGACAUUGAUUUUCAUCCAUCAGAUCACCUUCUUUCUGCUGCACUCAUUACCGGCGAUCUUCUCCUGUACCGCUACACUGCUGAUUCCACUCCUCAAAGGGUGCUGGAAGUGCACGCCCACACAGAAUCUUGCAGAGCUGUUCGCUUCAUUAACGAUGGCCGGGCUAUUGUGUCGGGAUCACCGGACUGUUCAAUUCUAGCCACAGAUGUUGAAACCGGUUCUGCCAUUGCUCGUCUUGAGGAUGCUCAUGAGGAUGCCAUUAACAAGAUAAUCAGUUUAACGAAUUCUACCAUUGCUUCUGGUGAUGAUGGUGGUUGUAUUAAGGUUUGGGAUACCAGACAACGCACUUGCACAAAUUCUUUUAAAGUUCAUGAAGAGUACAUUUCUGACAUGACUUUUACAUCCGAUUCCAUGAAGCUUUUGGGAACAAGUGGAGAUGGGACUCUAUCUGUUUGCAAUCUUCGAAGAAACAAGGUCCAAUCUCAAUCUGAGUUUUCAGAAGAUGAGCUACUUUCCGUUGUUAUCAUGAAGAAUGGUCGAAAAGUUGUUUGUGGAUCACAAACCGGAACACUCUUACUGUACUCUUGGGGAUAUUUUAAGGAUUGCAGUGAUCGGUUUGUUGAUCUCUCUCCGAACUCGGUUGAUGCUUUGCUAAAGCUUGAUGAAGAUAGAAUUAUUACUGGAUCAGAGAAUGGACUCAUCAACCUGGUAAACAUAUUACCCAACAGAAUUGUUCAACCAAUUGCAGAACAUUCAGAGUACCCUGUUGAACGCCUCGCUUUUUCCCAUGAUAGAAAGUUUCUUGGAAGUAUAGCACAUGAUCCGGUGAUGAAGAUAUGGGAUUUGGAAGAUAUAUUACAAGGUUCGGAAAAUAAUACAGGGAGUCAAGCCGCUGCCGCAGAAGACAGCGACGACGGUGAAAUGGAUGUAGAUGUCAAUCCGCCAAAGUCAACCAAAGGGUCUAAAACUAAAAAUUCAAGCACAGACAAUAGUUUUUUCUCUGACUUAUAGCAAGGCAGCAAUUUUUAUUUUUAUUUAUGUCAGAUGAGCUUAUUUAUUUUUUUGGCUUUAGUUUUGUACACUUAAAAAGGUCACCUUUUUAUAAUUUUGCUAAAGGAUUGCUGUAUAUUCCAAUUUUGUAUGGUCAUUAAAAUGGUCUUGUAUUGCAAUCGAUAGAAAUUAGCUUGGUCUUUUUUAUUGUUAUUAUUACUUUUGAAUUUCAUGACUCUUUUUUCUUGCCAUAGAAAAA